AUUUUCCAGUUACCGUCGGACCUACUCGAACUGUCUAGCUGCGCGACAUCGUCUUCUCUGUCGGAACCAUUUAUAGAGAAUCCGCCAUCCCGGUCUAGAGGCGCUGCACUUAUCGAAGACAGUGACAGCUCGAACUUCACAACAUCAACCAUGACAUCUCCCAGGCGGCCGCUACGGAGGCCACGGAGCCUGUCGCAUCUUAUUCUCUUGGCCCCGACCGCCUCGGCCUUGUCGCUUGCGAAUUUCCAACUCAUCACCUCAAACGACGUACCGAGCACCUGCAUUCUGGUGUACGACAGUCAGAUACCAGAUUGUAAGGCGAGCGACUUUACGAAUGGCAACCUAUGCUCUGCGGACUGUGUGAAUGGACUGGCCAAGACGUCGUCAUUUAUCAACCUUUUUUGCAGUGGCGUCAAUGUCAACUCGAAAUCAUUAUUAGGCUUGACUUUGAGGGGGAAACUCAUUGACACGCUAUGCCCGAGUGCUCAAUCCACGACGUUGACAGUGACCGUGCAACCGUCAACAACCCAGGGCUUUACCACUCCAAUCCAGACACCACCAGUAACAUCGACAACCUUGAUCUCAAGUACAACGACCGCGGUAAUACAGCCGACAACGAGUAUUCCCUCACCUCCGGCAACGACCGUAGCAUCAGUUCCUGCCACAACACAAACCAGUGCUCCUGAGCAAACGACAGACCGGACCACGGAGUCAACAACACAGAAAACAACAGAACAAACAACAGCACAGACAACAGUACAGACAACAGCACAAACGACGAAAGUCACCAGUGCCGUAACCAGUGCCGUAACCAGUACUGUUGCAAGCUCUCAUAGCAGUGCACAGUCGCCCACUACACAAUCGGAAGCUUCGUCUACCACGACGUUGGCAACUGAAGUAACGGGAGGUGGCAGCCCAUUUGAUGCCGUCCCGGCAAUGGGGAUAAGGGCAGUGUCGAUUGGGGCCACCAAGGCCAUACUAGCAGCGAUGGGCCUUGGCAUAAUACUUCUGCGAUAACAAAACGGGAGAGGUGCCUACCAUGCCACAAAGGAAAUGUACUAUUAUUAAUGUCUAUAUCAAGAGGUACUCUGGAUUCCUUCGGUCGGAGUCCACACAGAGCUGGGGUUGACGGCAUCUGGGGAAAACAACUAUCGCAAAUAUCGUCAAUAGACGGACAUAGCUAACACGCGGACAGACCCUGCAAGAGAUUUGCAAGAGCGUGUUUUGGAUUCAUGUUGGAACAUUGCAACGAAAUUAUGUCUGUAAUACUACAAAGUAGAUAAAUAAGAGCUCCGCUCAGCAGUGAUGUGCUGUUGUGGUGGACUUGAAAGCAAUGAUGACUGUAUAACACAAUUUUGGCGUAUCACGUUCAAGAUCAAGCUUAUACGUUAUUGACAAUACGAUCAAUUCUGAGCUCGUCCGUCACUUGUUCAACCUCGGCAUUAAUAACCUAUCCCAUUCCACAAGAAUGGACAUCUUGGGCAAUUGAAAGAGCUAUU
Messenger RNA from Pseudomassariella vexata, 1499 nucleotides. RefSeq lists its product as uncharacterized. Lineage: Eukaryota; Fungi; Ascomycota; Sordariomycetes; Amphisphaeriales; Pseudomassariaceae. The record is from RefSeq and is a predicted model, not a curated record. The transcript has a single exon. Bases 151 to 1017 code for a protein of 288 amino acids.